AUGCUUUAGGAUCUGCGCUACACUCACGGUGACAGUCACAUCGGUAGUGACAGGAAUGUAGUUGUGGUGGUAAAACUUUGAUCCCGAACGUGGCUUGACAUUACAUACAUGAUCAAAUCAGCAUUAAAUCAUCAGAAGCACAUAGCGUAGCCGAGAAAUCCGAGUUUCCGAGGAGUCCCUGAAUGCUGCAAGAGCGUCAACCCUCCACCCCUCGAGGAAGCCGAGCGACAUCCAUCAGACUCGUUGCAAUCUCAGAGGAACUCUCGAGCACUUCUCAGGCGGCGCUCCACUGAACACUUCACCGGGCCGUCACGUCGAGCUCCGGCCAAGUCUCGGUGGUCUGUGGCGGGUUUCCCCUCUCCUUCAGAACUGUGGGAGAGAUGCGACGUCUCGGAGGAGGAGGAGACCAACUGGCCAAGCAGCAGCAGCAGCAACAGCAGCAGCAGCACACACCUGCGAGCAGGGUCUGAGUUUGUUUCGAUAACGUCAAAGAAAGAUAUUUUGCGGGCAUCACUAUGACUGAUGGGGAUUAUGACUACCUUAUAAAGCUCCUUGCCCUGGGGGACUCUGGCGUGGGGAAGACCACCUUCUUGUACCGAUACACAGACAACAAGUUCAACCCCAAGUUCAUCACCACAGUCGGCAUCGACUUCAGGGAAAAGAGAGUGGUGUACACAGCGUCCAACCCCAAUGGGGCAACCACGGGGAAGACCUUCAAGGUUCACCUUCAGCUCUGGGACACAGCUGGACAGGAGAGGUUCCGCAGCCUGACCACGGCGUUCUUCAGGGACGCCAUGGGGUUCCUGCUGAUGUUUGAUCUCACCAGCCAGCAGAGCUUCCUCAACGUCAGAAACUGGAUGAGCCAGCUACAAGCCAAUGCCUACUGUGAGAAUCCAGAUAUUGUGUUGAUAGGAAACAAGGCGGAUCUGGCCGACCAGCGUGAGGUUCAGGAGAAACAGGCCAAGGAGCUGGCUGAUAAAUAUGGGAUUCCGUACUUUGAGACGAGUGCAGCGACGGGAGCGGAGGUUGACAAGGCGGUCCUAACGCUGUUGGACCUGGUCAUGAAGAGGAUGGAGCAGUGCGUCGACAAACCGCCCGCUGAGCCAGCCAAUGGGAACGGGGCCACAAAGCUCGCUGAUGCGCAGCCCAAUGAGAAGAAAUGUGCAUGCUAGAUGAAGAAGGCAACGACCAGUCAGCGCUCCUCUGUCCUUCUGUCCUUUCUACUCGCAACAUUCCCUCCUUCUUUUACCUUCACCGUCAUCUUUUGAUUGCAUGUGUCUUCAUCUUCUCCUGUUCACUUUCUUCUCUUUAAAACUAACCUUUGACCAUCUUCUGCUACUCUUUUAUUUCUCCUUUUUUCUCCUCCCAAAGUGUCUGCCAGAGGGCAAUGAAACAACCCUGUCCCCCUCUAGUGGAUAUUCGAGGUAAUACAGUCUCAGCCUGUCUGCCUUUGAGCUCGGUUUAGGAGGAAAUGAAAACAGGAGGGUACAGUUUCAUCACUGUCAGACACGUAAUGUGCCUCGUUUAAAACAUGCAGCCUGGGAAUUAAGCCCUGCACACUUCCAAUUUGUCUGCUCGCAAGUGGUUUGAAUGACUUAAAUGGAUCUACACAGGCAAAAGGAGGAAGGAGAUUUAAAACUUUUAAUUUGAACUCCUUAAGUUCAUCACUUCUAACAGGGGAAAAAUGUUGCCUCCUGUUUAGUCUGUCACUUAAUGAUGACAGCCUGAUCCGGACCGUUAAGAGUUUAACAGCUGUGUGCCUGUGUACAUAAAAUCCUGGUCCUCUCCUUACACUUUUCCUCCUGUACCAGGGUGAGCAACUGUGACCAAUUUAUUUAAAUUUUUUUGCCCCCUAGUUUCACACUGUUUUCAAUGCUGUACCUGUAUUAGCCAUGUAUUGUAAUUUUUCAGUGUUUCAAGACGUUUUUGUCUCAUUCACAGAUGCAAGACGUUUGCUAAAAAUGCACCACGUUGUAUUUAAUGUGCAGAAGUUGGCCACUGUGCCAUGGUGGAGGUCUUAGACACCUGAGCGAAAAUGGCUGUUUAUUAAGCUAAUGUCCACUUGUUAGUUUAUAUGGCUAACUUUA
Perca flavescens (yellow perch) is the source of this 2087-nucleotide messenger RNA. It is a transcript of the gene rab27b, whose product is annotated as RAB27B, member RAS oncogene family. The record is from RefSeq and is a predicted model, not a curated record. The transcript has 8 exons. Gene Ontology annotation, molecular function: GTP binding; GTPase activity. Lineage: Eukaryota; Metazoa; Chordata; Actinopteri; Perciformes; Percidae. Bases 516 to 1172 code for a protein of 218 amino acids.